AUGGAGCGAACAAGUAGUAUCAGGAGGAGAGCGAUGGCCAGACAACAUAAAGGAGAAGUGAUGAUUGCUGGAGAACAACUCAGGUUGAGACUUCACGAUGGAAAACUGAUCAAGGACCGACGCUACCACCUGCGCACAUAUCCGAACUGCUUUGUGGCACAGGAACUGAUAGACUGGCUUGUGAGCCAUAAGGAAGCUCCAGACCGAGCGACAGCUGUCCGCCUCAUGCAGCACCUCAUGGACCAUGACAUCGUUCACCACGUCUGUGAUAAGAGGUCAGUAUUGAAGGAUGCCAAAUUGCUCUACCGUUUUCGCAAGGAUGAUGGAACAUUUCCCUUCAACACGGAGGUGAAAAUCUUCAUGCGAGGACAACGACUCUAUGAACAACUCAUAGGGGACAAGAACUCCAUUCUGCAGCUAAGAGAGGAGAAUGGUGUUGCAUAUCAGCGCUCCUUCCCUGGAUGCCAGUUAAUUGACUGGCUCCUUCAGAACGGAGAGGCAGAGAGCCGGCGUCGGGGACUGGAGCUGUGCCGUGCAUUGCAGGAGCAUGGCAUCAUUCAGCACGUGGCAAAGAAGCAUGAUUUCUUUGACAGUGGACUCCUCUAUCAGUUCUGCAUCAAUUUUCGCCGCAGACGCCGCCUAUCUGAACUGUUAAAUGAAAACGAGCAAGACGACAAUGAAGGUGUGGCAGUGUCCACGCAGGAGGACAACCACCCUGACAGUCCGUUUGUUCUGCGCAAAAGCCCAGUUCAGGAGGGCAACAGUGUUUUCCAGUCUGUGGGGUCAGAUAAAGAUCUGAAACAGCUUACCAGCGGGCGUCGAGGCAGCUUAAAUUCCCUUCAGCUUCACUCUACUGGAUGUCCACCUUUGGUCCAGCUGUCUUCAACUUCAGCGGUGCGAUGCAAUCCUAAAUCAGUGCUUAGAAGACGUUUUACAUGUGAAGAGUUGCUGGCACCUGGUGCACCUUUCAUCAAGAAAGUGUUGACGGUGAUAGGAGAUGCCCUGGGCUGGGGUUUUGUUGUCAGAGGCAUGGCUCCCUGCUAUGUGCAGGCUGUUGACCCUGAAAGCCCUGCAGCGUCUGCUGGAGUUAAGGUGCGGCAGUUUGUGUGCCAGGUGAACGGACAGUGUGUUCUCUACCUGAACUACAUGAUGGUCUCCAGACUGGUGGUGAUGGGGCCUCGCAUUGUUGUACUGGAAGUUAUGGAACCACUGGAAUGAAACCAACUGUCUAUAAAUCUCUGACACAGAUACAUUUUCUGGAACUUUGUAAAAUGUAGCCUAUUUGUUCUUUAAAUGAUACACGAGUAGGGUUCAAGAAGUCAGUUAAUGAAAUUGGUUACCUGGGUAACAGCAAGAGUACAUUGACUACAAUACAAAAAGCUGC
This is a messenger RNA of Plectropomus leopardus (leopard coralgrouper), 1384 nucleotides long. NCBI's taxonomy places the organism in Eukaryota, Metazoa, Chordata, Actinopteri, Perciformes, Serranidae. The record is from RefSeq and is a predicted model, not a curated record.